UGCAUAGCGGCCCUAUAAGUAGAGAGCUCUGCCGCUACUUUGUUAUCCUGUUCUGAGAAAGUGAGCAAGUGCUGGUAAGAUGCCGGAGCCGGUUAAGUCUGCUCCUGCUCCUAAGAAAGGUUCUAAGAAGGCGGUGACUAAAACACAGAAGAAAGGCGACAAAAAGCGUAAGAAGAGCCGCAAGGAGAGUUACUCCAUCUACGUGUACAAGGUACUGAAGCAGGUGCACCCCGACACUGGUAUUUCAUCCAAGGCCAUGGGCAUCAUGAACUCCUUCGUCAACGACAUCUUCGAGCGCAUCGCUGGCGAAGCCUCGCGCUUAGCACACUACAACAAGCGUUCCACCAUCACUUCUCGGGAGAUCCAGACGGCCGUGCGGCUCUUGCUGCCGGGAGAGCUGGCCAAGCACGCAGUCUCCGAGGGCACCAAGGCUGUCACCAAGUACACUAGUUCAAAGUAGAGCACCUCAGAGCGACAGUUUCAAUUCAAAGGCUCUUUUAAGAGCCAUCCUACAUACUCCUUAGAAGAGCUUUAGCACAGUUAGUGUCUCGGGCGUCUUGGGUGUACAAAACGUGGUUGUAAAAUGCUAAAUUCAAGUUAAAGUGCAACUGUUCAAUCAGUCAUAACUUCUUGCAAUUGCUAAUAAUGUCUCAAAACCUUGAAUAAAGUUCAGUUAUUUGUGACUACAUAAAUGCUGACUUCCAAUUUUUUCAGUAAAUGUAAGCGGUGUUGUGAAUCAGUACAGUAAUGAUUUAGGAUGUGUUGCAUUAUACAUUCCAUCAUCAAUGGGAAAGACUUUCACAUAGCUUGAACUUGGUAAAUUAA
Molecule: messenger RNA, 825 nt
Organism: Melopsittacus undulatus (budgerigar)
Lineage: Eukaryota; Metazoa; Chordata; Aves; Psittaciformes; Psittaculidae
Product: histone H2B 1/2/3/4/6-like
Exons: 1
Coding region: 80-460 (126 amino acids)
Cellular component (GO): nucleosome
Molecular function (GO): structural constituent of chromatin; protein heterodimerization activity; DNA binding
Source: RefSeq, a predicted model, not a curated record